Molecule: messenger RNA, 4876 nt
Organism: Dipodomys spectabilis (banner-tailed kangaroo rat)
Lineage: Eukaryota; Metazoa; Chordata; Mammalia; Rodentia; Heteromyidae
Gene: Disp1
Product: dispatched RND transporter family member 1
Exons: 9
Coding region: 252-4853 (1533 amino acids)
Cellular component (GO): membrane
Source: RefSeq, a predicted model, not a curated record
UCUUCUUCUACAUGUUUCUGCUGCUAUAAUGUUCUACCCAAGCACUUGUGGCCAAGGAACCAUGGACUGAAUCUUGUGAAACGGCCUCCUGCUGCCAGACAAAAAGAAUUUCCACUUCACUGCUGCUUAUUAUUAAGCUGCUAUAAACAAGAAUGCUUGAAGGGAACUGAGGAGCCAAGGCCUAGAAAUUUCUGAUAACCUUCACACUCAUUCCCAAAUGACAUUAUUAACUCAAGUCAAGAAAGUGGAGCAUGGCCAUGAGCAAUGUGAACAACGACUUUGUGGUUAUGAGCAAUGGCAGCAUCACAACCAGUGCCACCAACCUUAGUCCCCUCACCCCCUGUGAUGGAGACCUUGCAGCCCAGCAGCUCACACCCAAAGAAGUACCAAGAACAAAAGUGAGUCCAAAUGGAUGCCUGCAGCUUAAUGGCACAGUAAAGUCAUCCUUUCUGCCUUUAGACAACCAAAGAACGCAUCAGGUGUUAUCCCAAUGCUGCCAUCCUUGCCCAUACCAUCACCCUUUGACCAGCCAUAACAAUCACCAAGAGUGCCAUCCCGAGGCUGGCCCUGCAACACCCUCUGCUUUGACCUCGUGUUGCAUGCAGCCACACUCCGAAUAUUCUGCAUCUUUAUGUCCAAACCAUUCACCUGUGUAUCAGGCUGCGUGCUGUCUUCAGCCUUCGCCAUCCUUCUGCCUGCAUCAUCCGUGGCCUGACCAUUUCCAGCAUCAGCCUGUGCAGCAGCACAUAGCCAACAUCAGGCCAUCCAGACCUUUCAAGUUACCAAAAAGUUAUGCAGCACUGCUAGCUGACUGGCCAGUGGUAGUCUUGGGCAUGUGUACCGUGUUUAUCGUGGUCUGCGCCUUGGUUGGAGUGUUAGUACCAGAGCUUCCUGACUUCUCUGAUCCACUGUUGGGUUUUGAACCAAGAGGGACUGCAAUAGGCCAGCGACUGGUCACAUGGAAUAACAUGGUGAAAAAUACAGGAUACAAAGCAACAUUAGCAAAUUAUCCUUUUAAAUAUGCAGAUGAGCAAGCCAAAAGCCAUCGAGAGGAUAGAUGGUCAGAUGAUCAUUAUGAAAGAGAAAAAAGAGAGGUGGACUGGAAUUUCCAUAAAGACAGCUUUUUCUGUGAUGUUCCAAGUGACCGAUACUCCAGAGUCGUAUUUGCUUCCACAGAUGGGGAGACACUGUGGAAUUUACCUGCAAUUAAAUCAAUGUGUGAUGUGGAUAAUUCCAGGAUCAGAUCUCAUCCCCAGUUUGGUGAUCUCUGCCAGAGAACCACAGCUGCUUCUUGCUGCCCCAGCUGGACACUGGGGAACUACAUCGCCAUACUGAACAACAGAUCAUCUUGUCAGAAAAUCGUUGAGCGAGAUGUCUCUCAUACAUUGAAGCUGCUUCGGACCUGUGCCAAACACUACCAAAAUGGCACCUUGGGGCCAGACUGCUGGGACAUGGCAGCCAGAAGAAAGGAUCAGCUCAAGUGUACCAACGUGCCACGCAAAUGUACCAAGUACAACGCCGUGUACCAGAUCCUCCAUUACUUGGUGGACAAGGACUUCAUGAGCCCCAAGUCAGCUGAUUAUGCCAUGCCGGCUUUAAAGUAUAGCAUGCUCUUCUCCCCCACAGAGAAAGGAGAAAGUAUGAUGAACAUUUACCUGGACAACUUCGAAAACUGGAACUCUUCCGACGGCAUCACGACCAUCACCGGGAUCGAGUUUGGUAUCAAACACAGUUUGUUUCAAGAUUAUCUUCUCAUGGAUACUGUGUAUCCUGCCAUCGCCAUUGUGAUCGUCCUGCUGGUCAUGUGUGUCUAUACCAAGUCCAUGUUUAUCACUCUCAUGACAAUGUUCGCAAUAAUCAGUUCCUUGAUUGUCUCGUACUUUCUCUAUCGUGUCGUAUUUAACUUUGAAUUUUUCCCUUUUAUGAACCUCACUGCACUCAUUAUUUUGGUUGGAAUUGGAGCCGAUGAUGCUUUUGUCCUGUGUGAUGUCUGGAACUAUACCAAAUUUGACAAGCCUCACGCGGAAACCUCAGAAACGGUGAGCAUCACCUUGCAACAUGCCGCACUCUCCAUGUUUGUCACAAGCUUUACCACUGCCGCCGCCUUUUAUGCUAACUAUGUUAGCAACAUUACAGCAAUCAGAUGCUUCGGGGUGUAUGCGGGAACAGCUAUAUUGGUGAAUUAUGUCUUGAUGGUCACGUGGCUUCCAGCUGUCGUGGUUCUGCAUGAGCGAUACCUCCUCAAUAUAUUCACUUGCUUCCGGAAGCCUCAGCAACAGGUGUAUGAUAACAAAAGCUGCUGGACAGCAGCUUGCCAGAAGUGCCAUAAAGUGCUUUUUGCCAUUUCAGAAGCCUCUCGAAUUUUUUUUGAAAAAGUCUUGCCGUGCAUUGUCAUUAAGUUUCGCUAUCUCUGGCUCUUCUGGUUCCUUGCCUUAACUGUAGGCGGGGCCUACAUCGUGUGUAUAAACCCAAAGAUGAAGCUACCCUCCUUGGAGUUAUCUGAGUUCCAGGUGUUCAGGUCGUCCCAUCCUUUUGAGCGUUACGACGCUGAGUACAAAAAGCUUUUCAUGUUUGAGCGUGUUCACCACGGAGAGGAGCUGCACAUGCCCAUCACCGUCAUCUGGGGUGUGUCCCCAGAAGACAGUGGCAACCCACUAAAUCCCAAGAGUAAAGGAAAGCUGACACUAGAUAGCACUUUCAACAUUGCCAGCCCAGCCUCCCAGGCCUGGAUUCUACAUUUCUGUCAAAAACUGCGAAACCAAACAUUCUUCUACCAGACUGAUGAGCAGGACUUUACCAGCUGCUUCAUCGAGACCUUCAAACAGUGGAUGGAAAAUCAGGACUGCGAGGAGCCGGCCGUGUACCCAUGCUGCAGCCACUGGAGCUUCCCCUACAAGCAGGAGAUCUUUGAACUAUGCAUCAAGAGAGCCAUCAUGGAGUUGGAAAGGAGCACAGGGUACCACUUGGAUAGCAAAACCCCAGGACCAAGGUUUGACAUCAAUGAUACUAUCAGGGCAGUGGUGCUCGAGUUCCAAAGUACCUAUCUCUUCACCCUGGCUUAUGAGAAGAUGCAUCAGUUUUACAAAGAGGUGGACUCAUGGAUUUCCAAUGAGCUGAGUUCUGCACCUGAGGGCCUCAGCAAUGGCUGGUUUGUCAGCAAUUUGGAGUUCUAUGACCUUCAGGACAGCCUCUCAGAUGGCACCCUGAUUGCCAUGGGGCUCUCUGUGGCUGUGGCAUUUAGUGUGAUGCUGCUGACAACAUGGAAUAUCAUCAUAAGCCUCUAUGCCAUCAUCUCCAUAGCUGGGACCAUAUUUGUUACUGUCGGUUCUCUUGUCUUGCUGGGCUGGGAGCUGAAUGUUUUGGAGUCUGUCACCAUUUCAGUUGCAGUUGGUUUAUCCGUGGACUUUGCUGUCCAUUAUGGGGUUGCUUACCGCUUGGCUCCAGAUCCUGACCGUGAAGGCAAAGUGAUCUUCUCCCUGAGUCGCAUGGGCUCUGCAAUUGCCAUGGCCGCUCUGACCACCUUUGUGGCUGGGGCCAUGAUGAUGCCCUCCACAGUCCUGGCCUAUACCCAGCUAGGCACCUUUAUGAUGCUCAUCAUGUGUAUCAGCUGGGCUUUUGCCACCUUCUUUUUCCAGUGCAUGUGUCGGUGCCUUGGACCACAGGGAACCUGUGGUCAGAUUCCUUUACCCAAAAAACUACAGUGCAGUGCCUUUUCCCAUGCCCUGUCUACCAGUCCUCGUGACAAGGAACAAAGCAAAACACACACCAUGAAUGCUUAUCAUUUAGAUCCCAGGGGCCAAAAAGCUGAACUGGAGCAUGAGUUUUAUGAACUAGAACCUCUGGCAUCCCACAGCUGUACUGCCUCAGAGAAGAUCACUUAUGAAGAGACACACAUCUGCUCCGAAUUUUUCAACAGCCAAACAAAGAACUUAGGGAUGCCUGUGCACUCAGCCUACAACAAUGAACAGAACAAAAGCACCAAAAGUGAGACAAGCUCCGCCUUGUUACCACCUGCUCUGGAGCAGCACACCAUGUGUCACUUCUUCUCUCUGAACCAGAGAUGUAGCUGCCCAAAUGCAUAUAGACCCUUAAAAUACGGCCCACACUCUUGCCAGCACACGGGUGAUAACUUGUGCCGCCAAUGUGCCCCUCCUGCUAGCAGCUUUGUCCAGAUCCAGAAUGGGGUGACACCUCUGACAGCCGCACACCAAGCUGCUGAGGGAUUCGUGCAUCCCAUCCCUCACAUGCAUCCCUGCCCCUGCCUGCAAGGCCGAGUGCAGCCACCUGGAAUGCAGAAUUCUCUGCCCAGGAAUUUCUUCCUCCACCCAGUGCAGCAUAUUCAGACCCAAGAGAAAACUGGUAAGGCCAGUGUACACAGUCUUCAGAGCAUUGAAGAACAUCUCCCAAGGAUGGCAGACCCAGCACCACUGGUCUGCAGAAGCACUGGAGCAUUACAAAAAGCAUGUUGUGAUCCUGAGAAUAAUCAGAGGAGACUCUGUACAAAUAAGGACGCAGGGAAUAUGGAGGGUAGUGGAGGGACCGAAGCCAAGGUCUCUGGUUUACCAAGUCAGACCAACAAGGCACAGAGGAAAGUAGAGUUGAGCUCAUCACAGACUGAUGUAAUGGCGAACUCAGAACAUUUAAGUCAGAGUGAACCAAAAUUAAUAUUUAAUCAUUUAAUGGGAAAGCCUGGAUAUAGGUCCUGCCCAAACAAUCCUCAGAGUUGUGGCAGAAUUGUGAGAGUGAAAUGCAAUUCUGUGGACUGCCAGAUGCCAAACCUUGAAGCCAAUGUGCCUGCUGUAUUAUCACACUCAGAACUGUCUGGUGAAAGUUUGUUGAUAAAAACACUAUAAUAAAUAUAGCAUUAAUGUCUGAA